Corticium candelabrum is the source of this 5586-nucleotide messenger RNA. Its product is annotated as protein ELYS-like. The transcript is spliced from 42 exons. The record is from RefSeq and is a predicted model, not a curated record. Gene Ontology annotation, molecular function: protein binding. Bases 75 to 5354 code for a protein of 1759 amino acids. Lineage: Eukaryota; Metazoa; Porifera; Homoscleromorpha; Homosclerophorida; Plakinidae.
CAAACUUGGUAAGAAGUGAAGUGACCUGUUUUUUGAAUUGGGAGAGCACAAAUCAUAUUUUAUAAUUAUUUGAGAUGUCUGAAGAGGCUUUUGUGAUUCGCCGGAUAUUGGAGCCUCAUUCGGUGUCGACACGUCGUCCUUUUCCCGCUUCGACCACAGAAUCGUUGGACGACGCUGUAGCUUCUUCGGACUGUGAUACCUACAUUGUGGGAAGGAUAUCGUUAGAUGGCCGUUUGAGUUGGCAAGCUAGAGGAAAUCGUUUAGAAGUAAUCAGCAACGAAACGUCGUCGAGAGUGGCGGCUUGGAGGUUCUGCGCAGAACUCAGUGGAAGCGUGGACGUGUGCGUGCGGGCUGCGUGUGAGUUUCAAAUGGAACGAGACUCUAUCCUAGCGGUUGCCGUUGAAAUUGGACAAGCCAGCUCUCAGAUAUGCUUAUUUGAUCCGACGGUGUCAAGAGUGAUUAAGGCCAUUAGUUGUGCGCAUGUUGUUACCUGUUUGGAGCCGGUUUCGACGUUUGAGAAAGGCGUAAAUGUUUCUAAAGUGUUGAAUGACGCCCUACAAUGCUUUACAGGCGUCCUGGCCGUAGGAACAGAGAGUGGAAGGGUUUUCUUGAUCGACUUGAGAUUGGAUGAUGAACAGGAGGUUUUUACUGAAAGGCUGCCAAGCCCACUGAAGGUGGCUAGGGAACUGGAUGACAUGAUGCAACAACGAGUAAAUGCUGAGGAAAGCGGCAGGCAUUUGUGCAUUGAACUGGGAGGAGAAUAUCAUUCUAACAAGAAGUUUUAUUUCGCUCUUCUCGAUGGCCAGUUCAAGACUAUUGAUCCUGAAACCGUGUCAGUGACUGCCAUGAAGUGUAUUCACAACAUCGGCUGUCUUGCUGUCGGAUUCAGUUUUGGUUCAUAUCAACUGUGGCACCUUGAUGAUCUACAAAUAAUCUGCUCGUUUACUGAAGACAUAUUGGCAUCACCUGUUACACACUUCGUCUAUCAAGAACCUGAGAAUGAUCCUAGAAAGUUUUGUUAUCUUUGGGUGGGACGUGGAGCCGUACAGUCAACACUGAGGUCUGAUGACUUGGGAUCGUUGUGUAUGUAUCACUUGAUGUUUCUUGACAAGAAGGAAGUUGAUGGAUAUGGAUAUGUGUAUCAAGGACUACAGAAUGUUGGUCCUCGAUUUUUUUAUCAUUUGGGGACAGACCCACUUUCAUCAGCUCCGCAUUUUGCCAGAGGGAGUCGGAUUAUUUCUUGUGGUUGCAUAGGGGAGAGGAGCUUUCGUGAUGGUUGUUCUAGUGAAAAUGAUGGGCAUGAAACAGAAGCUGUACAUGAUCGAAGGGGCAAUCUGAUGUAUGUUGUUUGGGAGAAUGUCCAGAGCAGUAAUGAUUUGUGCUGCUACUUUGGACUCUUUGAUCUGGAUCGUUGGUAUCACAGUCAAAUGCCGGGAGGCUUCAAAGUUGGAGGAAACUGCCCUGAAAAGGGAUGCUCUUUCUUUACUAUGUACACGCUGUUAUCAGUCCUGGCUGUUUGUGAACCAGACCAGCUAAUCGAUGUGUGGGUAGACUCAAUGAGUAUAACUGGCUUUUUGCAUGUUGGAGAUAAUGUUCCUGAAGAGAUGCUGCUGCCAUCUGCUGUCAAUCUCGAUGCUGUGUGCUUUGCUGAAGCUAGUACAGUAAAUGUAAAGAUUCGUGGCAUUCAACAGAGAGUAUUAAAUGAAUUAAAUCGGUGUGGACCAACUGUGUUGUCUAAUCCAUCACACAUUUUCUCUUACUGCUGGAUGAGUGGACUCUUUCCAAAAACAGGAGAUAGGAGCAAAUGGCAGGACAGAGUGUUUCUGUGUGAGAGUUUGUUGUCGAUUUUGUUGGAUCACAAUGAGCUAUCGUUUCUUACCCAAUGUGUGGAGACUCUUGCAUCUGCCGAUUACGGGCAAAGUGGCUUCAGUUUGAGGUACUUUCUUCAUUGGUGUGUUCAAAAGGUUCACGAUAUCAAGUCGCAGUCAGACAAUACUUGCAUGUGUCUAUUCAAUGGUCGUUGUAUGGUGAUUUAUCAGCAGCUAGAGCAACGCCUGUGUUACUUUUCUGCACAAUUUGACCAUCUGAAAGUUUUGUUUGAAGCAUUGUGCAGUUAUUCAGCUCCAACUACUCAACAAGGAUUAAAAGAUCUCCAAAGUCAGUUUACUGCAGUGACAUUUGUGAAACAGAGGUUUGACACUAUAAUGUGGCUGAUAUCUGUCAAGUGUCUGCCCGAACUGUCUGAAGAUCGUUUGCCGUCUGAAGGUGUUUUUCAAUAUCCGUACAGGAAACUCACUGAGCUGUAUGACAAUUUGAGAAAUGGCUUAAGUGAUUCGAAUGGUCUUCUUAUAGACCACCUGGUAUCUAAGGUAGAUUCUAAUGGUGUGAAUAGACUUUGGAGCACUGAAUUUGGUGGAAAUGGCCACUAUCCACCACCCAGUCUCUACGCUCUACUGAACAUCUAUAAUGUUGAAGCUGCUUCCUAUGCUUUGAAGCUUUCUAUUGUUUACUACUUGCUUCUUGACUUGUCAAGCUUAGCAAACGAAACAGACUUUGAAUGGACAAUUGCCGAGAGGUUUGUCACAGCCUUUUCACUUAGGGAAUCUGUAUGGAGAACUGUGAGGGGACUGUGGUUGCUGGACCAUGGAGAUUAUAAGUCUGCUGUUUGGGAUCUGAUCCACCCGUCUGUAGUUGAACAGUUGUUUCCGUCACUAACAAAUGCUGUUGUUGAAGUACUUGUGAAUAAUGGUCAAUAUGAACUUGCCGGACAGUAUUUGACUACAAUGCAACAUUCUGUUGAUGGAUUAGAUGAUAUCAAGCUUCAUAUGAGCAUUCUCUUGGCUAAUGGGUUAGUUGCAGAUGCAUAUGAAUAUCAACAUCAGUUCACUGACAAAGACACAUCUGCAGAACUUCUAAAAUGUUUUGUCGACUGCUGUCUGAAAUGUAAAAGCAUGGACAAGUUGCUACAACUUCCGUUCUCACCUUUAGAAGAGGCAGCGUUGGAAACUUGUUUGAAGACAUCGGGUAAACCUGAGCACUUGGAACUAUUGGUGAUGCAUUAUCUGCAGCGAGGUCGUCAUGUUGAAGCCAUUCGUUUGAACGAGGAGAUCAAUGAAGGUUUGGAUCCUAGAGAUGGUAUCAAUAGAAACGCUAUCGUUUCUGGUUACAAGAGAACUUUGCCACUUGUUCAAAGUGUAAUCGCUAGCACAAAUUUGAAACUUUCCAAAUAUCCGGACAUCAUCCAAUAUUCAAAGCCCACUCCAUUGUCUGUUGUAAUUCGACCUGGACGAACUGAUGGGAAAGUUUUGACGCAGGCAGGUGUGGUUGCAGCCGUGUUUGACAAAAUUGAAGAAGCAAGGGCACAAAUACCUGAGCCAGUAACACCAUUAAGACGAGAAAAUAUAGGAGUUGAGCACAGCAAUUAUACACCAUUUACAGGAACACCACUCUCUGCCAGGUCUCAGCUUCGAUCAAAUUUCAAACCUGCCACACCAGUUGUUUUUCCUUCAGAAAUGAUAGAAAAUGAGUCUGUGUCUCUUUUCUCGCCUUCUCCAUUUCAACCAAAGCAGUUUGGCUCAUUGGGUGGUGCUAGAAGAUUGCAUAACCUGAAGGAAAGAAUCCUUGCGAGUAUGAUCAAAUCACCUGAUAGACUCAGUGAGCCGCAAUCUCUUCUUACCACUCCAACAUUAAAGGUUCCUUCACCAUUAGCCACAAGUUCUGAUGCAUUGGCUACACCACAAUCAAUAUUGAAAAUUCGCAGAUCUGCUCUUGGUGAUGUGGAGCCUGAAACAAGCACACGAGAGAAGAAGCAGUUGUCUUUUAAACUAAGUCCACAUGAAGAUUCAGUUUCACAGAUUUCUCCAUAUUCUUCAUCUAGUCCUAGACAAACUAGGUUUACUCUAGUCUCGCCUAAAACUGGUCAGUCUACAAGAGAUAAUAGUACCACUCAAGAUAAUUCCGUUUUUUCAACCCCAAAUAGUCAAGAGGAUUCGGACCUUGAAGUAUCAUUCAAGCCAAGAGCUGCAACUCCUCAUUCAUCUGUCAGAACCAAAAGUUGUAGUAGCACCGCAACUGUGCCUGAUACUCAGUCAGAUGACGAUACCGACAGCAAAAUGGGCGACCGUUCGCCCAGUCGGGUGAAAUUUUUAGAAAAUACGGUAGAAAACGCUGGUGUUAGCCCCAGCGGUGCUCGUGGAGCGAGUCCUAGUGUCUCGUUGCCAUCUUCCCCGGAUGAGAGACGGAGAAAGUUGAAGGAGCUAAAACAGCGCACCGAGAAGAUGAUGGAAGGAGUCCGUAGCAGUCCACCAGCCAGACAAUCGCGAAGAGAAAACGGCAUUGAAAGUAUGGAGAUCUAUACUAAAUCUGGUGUUAACAUUUCAACUUUACAGGACCAGGAUGAAGAUUCGUUUCAAUCGGCUGUAUCGGACUUGCAGUCUCCGGCUGAAUCGUUUGCCGACGCUUCUUGUUUUACUCCGCCUCCGUCGCCUCGAGCGACCACGGCGGUCACGCCUUCACCAUUGGAAUUAGAACCAACUGCUAAACAGAAUGCCGAAGAGCAGCACCCAUCACCUCACGUAGCUUCGAAUCGUUCAGUCGCAGCUGAGCCGUCGUUGUCCACGCCGUCUCAACUGUCGUUGUCCGUGGACGCGCACGUUCACAAGAGGCUGGAAGUUGGUACCUCAAGCGCGGAUUCCGCUUCACAGUCUCAGGCGUUACAGUCAGUGCUGGCAACUAGUCCUUUUCGAACGCCGUGUAGAGGCAAUUUUUCUGUAUCAAAAAGUCCUCAGGGAUUUAGGGAAAAUACCGUUCGUUCUUCGUACACUUUCUCGAAACCUACCGUUCUAAGUUCUAGCGUUACUGCGUCUCAGUUGGACGACGAAGAUGCGAAUACAGAGAUCGGCUUUGCUACAAGUCAGACGCCACAGUUUACGUUUUCUCCCCCAUUGACACGGUCGGCUAGCCGCCGGCAGAGUACGGAGCGUGAACCGAUGCAAGGAAGAACGGUCACUCCACAAAUAACUGAAGAUAGUGUAGUGUUGCCGGUACAGGCGCCUGGGUCACCGCUGAAGGAAAAGAAGGAAGAAGAAAGAACGAUGUCGUCGUCAACAAUCGUUGCUUCUCUACGCAGGUCGCGAAGGCUUCAGGGAGCGUCUCCUCAUAUUUCGCCGUCGCACACACCAUUGCGACUGUUUCCCGUGGAUUCUCAAGAUGCUGUCUCGAAACCAAGAGCAAAGUCAAGUAGUGCGAAACCACGUGCACAAGCUGGGCAAAAAAGGCUGUUGCCUAGCAAACGAGAAUUAGGGAUGCGUUUGCGACAAAGAAUAACAAGACCGAAGAAAACGACAAUGAAAUGACACAGAGAGGGCAACUUAUGGCAGUCGUUACUGACUAUUGAUUAGAUACGUAAAACUCAACUAUGUUCAUUACAUGAACUGCUAGUACUCUACAACUGUAACUAGAUGUGAGUUACAGCAAGCACAUUUGCGCACAUGGGUUUGACUUUCCACUGAUGAUAGAACUUGCAUUUUUGAGUACACGGUUAUUACACUAUAGUUGAACAGGUUGAAAGGUGCUCAAAAUGACGGG